AUGGUGAUGGACUGCUUAGAGCAUGCAAAAAAGUGUCAAGCAUGUCAAUUCCAUGUGAAUUACAUCCAUCGAUCUACAGAGUGUCUGCAUCCGACUGUAGCAUCAUGGUCGUUUGAUGCGUGGAGACUUGACAUUGUUGGACCUCUUCCAAAGUCAUCAAAAGGACAAUUGUAUAUCUUAGCUACCACUGACUAUUUCUCUAAAUGGGCUGAAGUUGUACCAUUAAAGGAGGAGAAGCAAAUUUCAUCAUUGCGAAUAGCAGUCCAAGAGGGACUUACAACUGAAAGCAAUGCUCAACUUCGUCUAGCAGAGCUGGAGGCAUUGGAUGAAAAGAGACUGGAAGCACAACAAAGGUCGGAGUGUUAUCAAGCUCGACUUAAAAGAGCAUUCAACAAGAAAGUGCGACCUUGA
Solanum lycopersicum (tomato) is the source of this 411-nucleotide messenger RNA. RefSeq lists its product as uncharacterized. Gene Ontology annotation, molecular function: nucleic acid binding. The record is from RefSeq and is a predicted model, not a curated record. Lineage: Eukaryota; Viridiplantae; Streptophyta; Magnoliopsida; Solanales; Solanaceae. Gene Ontology annotation, biological process: DNA integration.